Oncorhynchus mykiss (rainbow trout) is the source of this 1789-nucleotide messenger RNA. RefSeq lists its product as uncharacterized. Gene Ontology annotation, biological process: embryo development; regulation of transcription by RNA polymerase II. Gene Ontology annotation, molecular function: RNA polymerase II cis-regulatory region sequence-specific DNA binding; DNA-binding transcription factor activity, RNA polymerase II-specific. The record is from RefSeq and is a predicted model, not a curated record. Gene Ontology annotation, cellular component: nucleus. NCBI's taxonomy places the organism in Eukaryota, Metazoa, Chordata, Actinopteri, Salmoniformes, Salmonidae.
GAUGCGUUUUAUAGGUUAUCCAUUAUUUUUCUAAUGGGAUUCCUAUCUCCUAAUGUAUCUAUUAUCUCUGGUCUGUUUGAGCUAGCUAGCCACCCAAUCAAUGUCUAUUAUUAUUCAGUUUUAUUAAUAUAGCCAGCCUAUCAUACGCGUUGGACUUAGUUUCUUUUUAAAAACAAAACCAUGAAUACGAUGAUAAAUCGGGGAAGUUUUCAGACCCAGUUAGUUUCCAUUAUGGAAAUGCUAAGCAAAGCUGCUGUGGUUGAAAUCGGUAAACUUGUCGAUGAGUGCUCGGCGGUUCUCCGUUCUGAAAUAUCCCAACAACACAUGAACGAGAACGAGGCAUUAAAGAAGAAAUGUUACCUGCUAGAGAUUGAAUUAAAGACGGUAAAACUGCACGAACGUAAAAGGGUCAUUGCCAGCCGUUGUCAGAAUGGAGUUCAGGUCUCGGGACAAAUAUUUACGCAUCAAGCAACUGAGAACCGAGAAAAGCAGUCUGCCCCCGCCAUAGAGGGUGUCUUUGGUAAGGACUGGUGCAUGGACCUAUGGAGAAAUGGAGGCUCUAUCCCUCAGGAUAAAGAGACAAUUGGAUCGGUCAUUUUGGGCGAUGAUGACGUCACUCAGGCAAUAGACUUGGUGGACAAUGAGCCCGAGUUGGUGUUUAUCAAAGAAGAGCUGUUUGAGGAUCAGCCAGUGGACCAGCAGAGGGGACAUGCAAGCAACAGAAAAAGGAGUGUAGCAGUGGAGGAUGCUCCAGCAGUAGAGAGAACAGUUGCCAGUCAACUUCACCUAUACCAGGGGGACUUGAACACAUACCCUGCAGGCAGCCAUCAGGUACAGCCUGACACAGAGCAGCCCACAUCCGUUGAGAGCCUCAUGGAAGACCCCACUCUGGCUGGUCUGGUUGACAACACACCAGAGCCUGGUCCUGACACAGCCGAUGGAAUGUACAUGGACUAUCCUCCCCACAACACAUACGCACCAAGAAACCGGCCAAGCCUCCAGCAGGGAACUGGAAAAGACCUGAAGCAGCAGUUUGACUGUUUGUUUUGUGGGAAGAGCUUUGGUUAUUUAAGCUACUUGAAAGUCCACAUCAGACGCCACUCUGGAGAGAAACCGUUUGGCUGCACAGUUUGCGGGAAGCGCUUCGCUCAGAAGACGUACCUGAAGCUGCAUCAGCGUACACACUCUGGAGAGAAACCCUACAGUUGCACAGAAUGUGGGAAGAGUUUCUCUCAGAAGAGUUCGUUGAACGUCCACCUCCGGAGUCACACUGGGGAGAAGCCUUAUAGCUGUGUCGACUGUGGGAAGAGCUACACCUAUAAACACGGUUUUAACACACACCAAUGUUUCAAUUAAGGGAUUAGGGAGUAGUCAAUUUGUUUUUAAUUUACAUUUCAACCUUGUUUUGAAAACUGGCAACCGAAACAUCUUUAACCUUAUUGUAAUCAUGGUGGUUUGCAGUAGGUCAAGUUUGUUUUUAAACUGUUGCGCUACUGUGUGCCCUAAUGAACAUUACCCAGCUGUUACUCUUCACUACAUGGCAGAGAACUGUUCCAUUCAAGUUUUCCCUCUGCGCCGUCCGUAGGAUUGCACACACACUGCCUUCUUGUCACACAAUUGGCAAGAGACUAUGCCCCACUGUUAGAUGAGAUUUGAGUGACAUUUUUGAACAGUGGUUGUCCUGAUACCAGUUUGUGCUACUGUGAAGAAUGCCAGUGUGGUAGACCGAUCAUGUAAACGUGUGCCAAAUAAUUCUGUCAUGAAUUAUGAAAUUAAAGUAAUACAUUUA